Messenger RNA from Recurvomyces mirabilis, 642 nucleotides. RefSeq lists its product as uncharacterized. NCBI's taxonomy places the organism in Eukaryota, Fungi, Ascomycota, Dothideomycetes, Mycosphaerellales, Teratosphaeriaceae. The transcript has 4 exons. The coding region runs from base 1 to 642 and encodes 213 amino acids. The record is from RefSeq and is a predicted model, not a curated record.
AUGGAUAAUGGUUUCAAGAAGGCCACCUCGACCGACCAUAGAGGCUGGCUUUGGGUAACAGUCAUCCUCUCCAUCAUAUACACAGUUAGCAUCCUGCUCGUCAGACUGUUUGGAAAGUAUGGUCUGCUCUCGUAUGACGAUGCGACUCUAGGUCUGGCAUACUGCAUUGCAGCGGUGAGAUGGGGAGUGCAAAUGCACGCCAUUUCUGACGGGCUCGGUGCCGAGCUCGCGGUUGUCAUUUUUGUGCAGCGAACGGCAAAAUUCGCUUUCGCUGCCAGGGUGCUGCUGAUGAUCUGCCUGUAUCUGUCAAAGCUGUCCAUCGUGGUUUUUAUUCGCAAGGUGUUCUCUGGAACCAUGAACCACGAGAACAUCAUCUUCGCAGGGGCUUAUACUGCGAUCACCAUGUUUGGGAUUGCAUCUGUAUUCGCCGUCGCAAUCGAUUGUCGUCCGUCACGAUUUCUGAGCACGCAACAUUCAUUCGGCUGUCCAGAAAGUGCAGCGAGAUCGAUCGUCUUGUGCAUCCUAGAUGUGUUCAGCGAACUGCUUAUCAUAUUCAUUCCUGUGGUACUUUUGUCGAAGCUGCAGAUGCAGCAAUCGAAGAAAAGAGCUGUUUAUAGUGUCUUCGCUUUGCGGAUCGCGUAG